Messenger RNA from Sphenostylis stenocarpa, 1449 nucleotides. The record is from the annotation of a GenBank genome assembly. NCBI's taxonomy places the organism in Eukaryota, Viridiplantae, Streptophyta, Magnoliopsida, Fabales, Fabaceae.
AUGAGAAGACAAGCAGAGGCUUUAAAGUCUGAGCAGCUAGCAUUUCUUCUCAGUAGAAGAAGCCACGCGCAUGCACGCCAUAACCAUGACAUUAACCUCUUAACAAUCAUGCUCCGCUUCACAUCAAACUCCGACCACUCCUUCUUCUUUCUCUUCUUCUUCCUCUCUCUCUUUCUCUUUUCCACUUCUGCUCCAACACCUUCAGAUGGCGUUGAAGUUUUUGGCGAGGAACUGUACGAGGAAGAGGGGGUAGUUCCAUGGACGGCGAGGAGAUCAACGGCGGAAGUUGCAAGCAGCAAGAAUGGAACGCUGGUGCUUGCUGAAGAGAGAACUCGCCGGAAAGACUGGUUUAACGGUUUUCGCCGUUACACCGGUGGUUGGAAUAUCAGCAGCGCCUAUUAUAUAACGGUUUUUCACUUCUUCUUGCACUGCAUUUUAAUUAAGCGCUACGCGCUUUUGCCACGUGUUUUCCGUUAUGUCCACUGCGGUUCCUUUAUUCGCUGUGGCUUUAGCCUGGUUCGUGAUUUUUGGAGAUCUUAUACUCGUCAGCUGUGCGUGUUACUGCUGUUAGCUGGAUGCACUCAGUUGUACUCUGGUCAGUCGAAGAUUGGUGGAAGCACUUCGAACACACUUGAUUACGUUGUGAGUCAGGCUCAAUCUGUAGCUGAAAACCUGACUAUCAUGUCAACUUAUUUUGAUUCAGCUAAGCAUAUUGUGCAUGGGGUUCCUUUCUCCCUACACAUUGAUUUUGGACCCGACAUUGAUGACAUCAAAAUCAAAGUCCUCGUUGCUGCUGAUUAUCUCUCCAACACGGUUAAAGCUAACUCCAAGAUCAUACACAAAGUCAUAGAUGGAGUAAGACUGGCUCUCAUUAUUGUUGCUGCUGUUUUGUUCUUUGUUGCAUUUCUCCGACUCAUUUUUUCUUUACGUGGGUGGCAGUGUCCAGUGUACUUCUUGGUAGUUAUUGGAUGGAUUCUUGUCACUGGCACCUUGUUACUCUGUGCUGCAUUUCUUUUUGUUUAUAAUGUGACUGGUGAUACAUGUGUUGCGAUGGAUGAGUGGGUUGUGAACCCCACUACCCACACUGCAGUGGAUGAAAUUCUUCCGUGCGUGGAGAAAGCAACUGUGUGCGAGGUUUCGUUGGCUGAACAAUGUACGAGUGCAGGUCGUUUGACGCCGACCAUAUACACGAAACUGGGGGAUGCAGUGAAUGUGACGCGUGGUUUAUUUGAGUAUGGGCCAUUUUUUGCUGAUUUAGUUGAUUGCAGUUUUGUUCGGAAAACGUUCAAUGAAAUUAGCAGCACUUAUUGUCCACCUUUGCGAAGAUACAUUAUACGGGUUUGUGUGGCAUCAGUUGUGGUUUCUGCAGCGGUUAUUGUCUCCUUGGUAUCUUCGGUCGUCUUUGUCAGAGAACAGUGCCUCUAUCUUCACGGCAAUGGUGCUCAUUAG